GCCAAGCUCGUCGAAGCUCGAAACCCUAAAGUUCUGAAUCGAUCCUGAUCGAAUCGAAGACCGUAUCGUUUCUGGAUUGGCUGAUAGCUACUCGUUAAACUCGAAAUCGUAAUCGGAAUGGGCGGUACGGACGCGAAGGACAUCCUCGGGUUGCCGCGGAAGACUCCACUGUCUUUAACUCAGGAGAAGAGAUCUCGACCCCGGAAGGAGUCCCAUCGAAAACCCGAUGGCAUUUCUCGCGAGGUUUAUGCGCUUACGGGCGGCGUUGCCUUCAAUUGAUUAAAACGACCUCAAAUUUAUAGAUUUUAGAUGAUUUAUCUGUGGGUUUUGAUGUUAAAGAACCCUUCUUUCUUUCAGGUAGCUUGGCAAUGGCUUCCCGUUAAGAGUUCUGCUAGGAGUGAUGAUUUGCAGCUCUUCCAUUGGGUUAGAGUGGUUAAUGAUGUUCCACCAUCAGUCAGUUGAUGUCCUGAAAUACACUGACGAUGAGUAUGAGAACCAUUUAACGGACCCUGUGUGGACCAAGGAAGAGACAGAUCAGUUGUUUGAAUUGUGUGAAAGGUUUGAUCUCCGUUUCACUGUGAUUGCUGAUCGCUUUCCAUUAUCCCGGACUUUAGAGGAAUUGAAGGAUCGUUACUAUAGUGUAACUCCGGGCCCUGCUGCGUGCUAGAGCUCAGUGUUGGCAAACCAUCCUCUUAUAAAGGUUCCAUGUAUAAAAUCUAUCUCACAUCAAUUCACAACUUGUGUCCUUUUAUGGCCUGGUUUUGAUGUGUCACGUAAUUUCAGCUACAGUAUAAAGAAUCAGAAGGUUCAUCACACCGUGAAGGGACAUAUGCCGCAAUGCCGGAUACUCCAAAGGCCAGCAUCAUAACUUGAAUCGUCAAUUCUUACUGCAGUUUCAUCCUUAUAUGGAUAUAUUAUCUCUAAUCCUUUGUGUAUGAUCAGGAUCGCAUCUGAGCCAUUCAGUUUUGGAGCUGAAAGACCAAUCAAGAAGGAACAAAAGCGCAAGGUAAUCCAGAUCAGAGUCUAGUCUUUGUAUCAUAUAUAUGGAUUUCUAUGAAAGUAUAUAAACCCUACACGGUCCUGGAAGACAAUCAGAUACUCCUUCACCAGCUCAUAAGAGGCCCAGAAAAUUGAGAGCAUCUGAUCUCUAACUGCAAUACUGAUUUCCAAUUUUAUGUAUGUGUAAUUUGCAAUUUUCAGUCACAAUGCACUAUUUGUCAGUUUAUAAAAGGAGUAAAUUUAAAACAUUAACGUAUAUAAUUUUUUUUGUUGCA
Messenger RNA from Brassica napus (rape), 1274 nucleotides. Its product is annotated as SWR1-complex protein 4-like. Bases 401 to 667 code for a protein of 88 amino acids. Lineage: Eukaryota; Viridiplantae; Streptophyta; Magnoliopsida; Brassicales; Brassicaceae. The record is from RefSeq and is a predicted model, not a curated record. Gene Ontology annotation, molecular function: transcription corepressor activity. The transcript is spliced from 7 exons. Gene Ontology annotation, cellular component: NuA4 histone acetyltransferase complex; Swr1 complex. Gene Ontology annotation, biological process: chromatin remodeling; negative regulation of transcription by RNA polymerase II; DNA repair.